Clarias gariepinus (North African catfish) is the source of this 1339-nucleotide messenger RNA. RefSeq lists its product as uncharacterized. The transcript is spliced from 3 exons. The record is from RefSeq and is a predicted model, not a curated record. NCBI's taxonomy places the organism in Eukaryota, Metazoa, Chordata, Actinopteri, Siluriformes, Clariidae. The coding region runs from base 152 to 937 and encodes 261 amino acids.
UUCGAUUCAUGUUCUUAGAGAACACCCAUCUUCAAAGGACUAUUGACUACAGACACCACAAGAGCAAUAUCCAAGGCAAAAAGUGGCUAGGGGGCGGAGAGGAAGCUGAAACAUUUGCUUCUUGAGCUCUGCGGAGAGAAAACAAGCAACUAUGGCUGACCAAAGAGAAUGGUUUAAAGGCGAAAGUUCCAGAGGCUAUAACUACACAUAUUGUGAAGGGGAGCAUGUGAGUUUAACUGAGCUAAAAAAUGACAACAAAUUCCUGAAAACCUCUAAUAACGGCUACCUAAGGAACAAAAACAUUCCCGAUUACCCUGAAUAUGUCUUCAGUGGGUCCGAAGUCUGCCAUGUAACUGAUAAGCGUGGUCUUGAGGGAAUCUUUAGUGAUGGAGGAUUCAAAGCAAAUGGUAGCUUUCUGUGGUGGAGCCUUUCAGUGCCUGAUUAUUAUCUCUCUAAGGAAACCACAUCACCUGCAUUCCAGGAUGAAUCCCGUUAUGGCAACUUCCGCUUUACUUUACCUCUAAGAGAGCUCCUGAAUCUAUACCGCAAGCAAUAUCGUGACAGUAAUGCGCCGGUUCUACGUGUAUUAGACACCCAGGUCUACAAGCAAGAGAUUCUCUAUUCAAUUUUGGUGCAUCCACGAUACAUGAGGCAUUACAGGAAAUACCCUAAUCUACCCUUUGAUGAUGAAUCAGUGUGUGGGUAUAGAAAAGGGAGCUGGUUCUGGCGCUGCCAGUCUCCUUCCAAUAAAUAUUUUGUAUGGGAUCAUGUAGGGGUGGCCUUCCAUAUGAAGCCAGGUCAAAUAUUGAAUGUGGAUCCUGAUCGUCUAGCUGACAGCUUGAGUGCAUGUGAGGUUGCUUCAAAGAAUCUCUUAAGAGAGCCAAAGAGAGCCAUUACUCUCCCUGAGGCUGAGAAAAUAGUAGACUAUUACAAAUAAGGGUAUUUUUAAUCAGAAGUGGCUGGUCUCUUUUUUUUAUUAUACUUUCACAAGUUUUUAUAAUUCAUCCAAUUCACCCAGACGACAUCAGCAAUGCCCGAAUGAAAUUAUUAUGAUACAAGACUGUUAAAUUCUAAAUUCUGACUGGUCAACCUUUGAUGAUUUUACUUUUAAAUAACAGCAACUCUGAGAGUUGUGUAGGCUGCAAUUUCAAAGACUAUAUAUUAAUACAAUCAAUAAUUUUUUAUACUGUUACAAUUUUGCAUAAUACAUAUCAUUUCUUAUGUGGUGAAUCAUUCUUCAAGUUGUUUAUUCAACAUUUAUAGAAGGAGUGUUUAGUGUCAGCUCUGUUAUAAUGUUAUGUUUCAAGUUUUCUUGCCUCAGACAAUAUGACAGAGGACA